Ceutorhynchus assimilis (cabbage seed weevil) is the source of this 1763-nucleotide messenger RNA. The record is from the annotation of a GenBank genome assembly. NCBI's taxonomy places the organism in Eukaryota, Metazoa, Arthropoda, Insecta, Coleoptera, Curculionidae.
CAUAACCUCACAUUUUAUCAACAAAAACAAAUAACACAAAAACAAUUAUUUAUUUAUUACUGUGCCGUGGAGUGUGGACUGUGAUUGUUUGAUUGUUAUUAUAAAACAUUUAAUUACCAAUUAUUAUCAGAAAAACAACCUCCUACAAACAAAUAGCAUGGACUUAACAAAACCCAUCCAAACAGUUUUCCUUCUGCUCAGUUUUACUGGUUUCGUGUACCCCUUUUUGCAUCCGGUCGUUUUCGUUCCGGGAGACGGUGGAAAUCAGCUCGAAGCGAAAUUAAACAAGACCGAUGUCGUUCAUUAUAUCUGCCAAAAAACCACCACUGACUAUUUCAAUAUUUGGCUCAAUUUGGAACUUCUUGUUCCCCUUGUUAUCGACUGCUGGAUUGAUAAUAUCAAGCUGACUUAUGAUAACGCUACUAGGACUACACGGAAUCAACCUGGGGUAGACGUUAGAAUACCAGGUUUUGGCGGUACCGAAUCAGUAGAAUGGAUAGAUCCAAGUCACGCUUCCACAGGGUCGUAUUUCAAUAACAUAGCCGAUAUCCUAGUCUCAUUGGGUUAUACCAGGAAUGUCAGUAUUAAAGGUGCCCCUUAUGAUUUUCGCAAAGGACCUAAUGAAAAUCAAGAUUAUUUUAUAAGACUGAAAAAGCUGAUUGAAGAUACUUAUGAGGAAAACAAUCAAACCUCUGUUAUGCUUAUAGUACAUUCAAUGGGCGGGCCAAUGUCUCUCUAUUUUUUAAACCAGCAACCUCAAUCUUGGAAGGACAAAUAUGUUAAAAGAUUGGUAGCUUUAAGUGGGGCUUGGGGCGGAUCUAUUAAAGCUUUAAAGGUUUACGCUAUGGGUGAUGAUUUAGGUUCAUAUGUUCUUCGUCCUAGUGUAAUGAGGGCAGAACAAAUAAGUCAACCUAGUACUGCUUAUCUUUUACCUUCGCCACUGUUUUGGAAGCCUGACGAGGUUUUAAUUCAGACCCAAAAGAAAAAUUUCACUUUGAAUAAUUUACAUGAGUUUUUUGACGGAAUCUCUUUUUCUGAUGGUUGGGAAAUGAAAAAAGACUUGGCUCCAUUUCAAGCUAGUUUUAAGCCGCCAGGUGUUGAAGUACAUUGUUUGUAUGGUAAUGGCGUACCAACUGUAGAACGAUUAUAUUAUAAGCCAGGUACUUGGCUAGAUGGUACUCCAACGCUAAUAAACGGCGAUGGCGAUGGUACAGUAAACCUUCGCUCCUUAGAAGGCUGUCAGCAUUGGAGAUCUUUACAAAAACAAAAAGUAUUCUUAAUGCCCCUACCAAAAAUCGACCACUUGACCAUUUUACGCAGUAAUCUCACCUUGCAAUAUAUUGCGGAGCUCGUUAAAUCAGACGAGCCAAAUUUCAAAGAGUACAUCACAGAGGGGCCCCAUAAGAGGUCGUGGAUGGAUAAGUUUAGGUUUUUGAAAAAAGAAAGCGCUCAGAGUAAGGCGCCUCAUUGGCCGGAUUUAUUGUAUGUUAAUGAUGUUUGAGAUUAUUUUGACUAAAUUUAAAAAUACAAAAACGUGAUAUUUUUUUAAAUAUUUUUUCCUUAGGAAUAUUCAAUUUUAUUUUAAAGGCACAGUUAAUAUUGAUUUGACCUGACAUUAUUUUGAUUAAUUUAGAAUAAAAAUACUCAUAUUGUGAUUUAAGAUUUGCUUAGUUUAUAUACAUAUUUAUUAUUUAAUUAAAAUCUCUUGCUGUAUAUGCAUAUUAGGCAUCUAAGUUUUUUUCUGUCCAGCAAUAACCAAAGCA